Prunus avium (sweet cherry) is the source of this 1535-nucleotide messenger RNA. NCBI's taxonomy places the organism in Eukaryota, Viridiplantae, Streptophyta, Magnoliopsida, Rosales, Rosaceae. The record is from RefSeq and is a predicted model, not a curated record.
UCUCCCCACUGUUUCGUUUUCACAGAGCGAUCGUCCGCUUCCAACCAACUUGGUUAGGCUGGUUGGGGGGCAGCCAUGGGAUGCACUGCUUCGGUCUUCGGGAUUCCUUUGGGGCGUCGAUUUCCAUUUGGGCUGGUGCCUUAGGAAUCACGCCGUUUGUUUAGUCUUCAUCUCAUCUCAUCUGUCGUUGGUUCAGCCAUCUUUUCCGAAGUUCGUCUGAGAGAUUUUCGAUCUGCAAGUUCUUCCAUCGUUUCUCUUCAGGUGGGGUUUUGCUGUUUUAGAUAGAGCUGUUUGGUGGUUGUUCUUGGUUCUGUUAAGCAAGAGUAUGAAUCACAGUUAGGCAGUCAUCCAAUUGCUUCUCAGAAGGGGACAGAAGAUCGGGAUGGCAAGAAAAUCAAGUGCAGCAAGAAGAAAACCCUCAUUUUUCAAGGCUCUUGUAGGCAACUUCUCUAACCAGCUGCAAAUCCCGCCGGCAUUUCUCGUGCAUUUUGAAGGUGGAAAAGUACCUCAGAAAUCCCACCUUUGGACCUCGGCUGGAACUUGGCCCGUUAAUGUGAAGAAGGCUGAUAACAAGUUCUUUUUCGAAAAGGGUUGGAAGAAAUUUGUGCAUGACAAUGAUUUAAAGCUUUGUGAGUUUCUAGUCUUUGGAUGUGCUGGAGAUUUGGGAUUCUAUGUUGACAUUUAUGGAAGAAAUGGCUGCAAAAGAGAGUUUGUAACGGCCAAAAGGGACAGACCUCAUGAAGAGGGACAUGGUAUUGUAAUUUACAGAAGGAGCCCAAGACAUCAUGGAAAACAGAAUUUGCCUUCAGUUGAUCCCAUCAAAUAUGAAGCAACUGAUACUGAAUCUGAAACACCAAUGCAUCCAUUGGCUAUAAGUACUGGAAAAACUAUUCCUCUUCAGAGAAACAAUAGCUUCAACUCUGGAAAACCAUUUUUCAAGGUUACAAUACAGAACUCGUACAUCUGUAAAGGUUAUAUGUAUUUGCCACGUAAUUUUGUGAAGACGCAUCUCACCGAGCAGCGAGCUACCGUUACUCUUCGGGUUUCGGAUGGGAAAACUUGGCCUGUCAAGUUGGUAUUUGAAGGUGUGAGAGGCAAACUCGGUGCUGGUUUCAUGGCAUUUUGCCGAGAUAAUAAUUUAAAAGUUGGUGACAUGUGUGUCUUUGUCUUGAUUAACAAGAUUGAGUUUUUAUUUGAAGCUGUCUUUUACCGCAAGACAGAAGCUUCAAGUUGCACCUCAUCACCAGGUAAAUCACGCCGGAGGAUCAAUUGAAGUCAGGUGAUUAAAAGAGAAGCCUCAUUCAUAGAUGAAGCUCUCAUGAUAUGCUUCUUCUCUGAAAGAAGGCAGUCGAUGCCUCCAAAUUUAAAGAAGUACAAACAUAAUUAAGCAGUACAAGUUGCCUAUGUAUAUCUUGUCCUCUGUUGUUGUUUUGAUCACAUUUCAACUGGGUCUUCUGAAUGAACAUUAUGUUAUGGAUUUCAUGGUUCUGAAAGAACAUUAUGUUAUGGAUUUCAUGGGGUGUAGUGACAUAGUA